ACGAUAUUCUUAAAACGCUUACAACUUACAACGCUUACAACGUCAUAACAUGUUUUGCAACGCUGUGAAAAUAUGUAUUUCAAAAAACGACGUCUGUCCUAUUACGCACUUACGAUAAAACGUUAACGACCUUUCUAAGGUUUUUACAACGUGGUUGCGGCGAAGUCUCGCAGAAUACGUAAUGAAUACAGGCUACGUCAGAGACUGUGGGAAGUCAUCUUUCCAAACCAACACCUUUCCCCCCACACCAAUUCAGUGAACGGGACCGGGCUGUUAUAUCAGGUACGGAUAAAACAUUUAAGUAGCACACCUUAUUUCCCGAGAGCAAUUUUUGUUGUCUAUUAAGUCAAAAAAAUAUUAACGUUUAUCGUAUUUCAAGUUUGAAACACCCUCAUUUUUCUCCUUUCUGAAUUAUUUUCAGGGCUCUCUCAUUAGAGGUGGCGAACUGGCUGAAAUAAAUCCAGCCGCUAACGGAUAUUUCUAAGCAGUUUUCGUGGAAUUGUAAACCUGGAUUCGCGGAUUGCGAAUAAUGAAGACGUCUGAGAUUAAGUGGGGCGCUUUUAACGGAGCGACCGAGACUAACGGGACGCGCGCGGAGAAAGUUCAGCACGUGCUCCAGCCAUUCUCAUCCACUGUCGCGCUUCUGGUGCUGGGAGUGGUCAUUAUAGGGGUUAUAUUACUGUCACUGGCCACCUACCACUUUCACAAACGCAAGAUGAAGAAGAGGAAGAUGCUGAGGGCACAGGAGGAAUAUGAGCGGGAUAACUGUGGCUCCUCUAUCCCGGUCAGAGAGAAGCCCGCGCUGAGCCGCUCCGUGGUCGCUCGCCCCGCUCCACCGCAUCAUCCGCCGACAAACACUGACGCUAAACACCGCGAGGGAGUCGUUUUGGAAGGGGUUACUGGCUGCUCGUAACGGGACGAAUGAGGUCUUUCUCAUUUCUGUGUCUUUGUAAAUAUGUAAGAUGAGCAGGCAUCUAUAAUCACUUUGUUCACAUUGGGAGAUGUGAUUGGCCUUUCCUACGAUCAUCGUAUGGUGGACUUUACAAAGUAAACAAAAUAAUGACUGUCCUUUAAUUUAAUAACAGCGGAGUACGAAUGCGUUAUGAGUGAAAAUCAAUGGAUGGUGAAACACAACAGUGGGCCAGUGCUUGAAAGGAAUGGGGAUUUGGGAUUCUCUCUAGAUGCUGUCCAAGGUGCUGAUUGUUUUUCUGUACUCCUUUAGUCCCUCAAAUUACAUUUACAGUACUUUUGAGUUGGAAUGGUUCUAAACGAGUAGUUGAGGUUACAUGCAAUAAAUGAAACUGUAGACUGUCUUGAUUUCAUGUGAACAUUUUUACAUGGCUGGUGUAAAUUGUCACAUGACCUCUGGUUUAAUUUCAUGUUUACAAUUUCAAAUGUUUUAAAUUCCAUAAUAAAAUUUUAAAUGGCCUGUUACUAUUGUAAGAUUUAGAUUGCUCUUUUCAUAGAGUCACAUUUUUGCCCCAUGGGAAACCAAGAGUCCCUUUUGAAUAGUUAACUGAUUUGAAUCACAUCAUAAUAGUGUAAAUGUCAAGGUAUUGUUACAUUAAUGAAAUGCAAAGUAAUAUUAAUUCAUUUUUACCUUU
Molecule: messenger RNA, 1604 nt
Organism: Sinocyclocheilus anshuiensis
Lineage: Eukaryota; Metazoa; Chordata; Actinopteri; Cypriniformes; Cyprinidae
Exons: 1
Coding region: 530-913 (127 amino acids)
Source: RefSeq, a predicted model, not a curated record